Coregonus clupeaformis (lake whitefish) is the source of this 1006-nucleotide messenger RNA. It is a transcript of the gene arhgdig, whose product is annotated as Rho GDP dissociation inhibitor (GDI) gamma. The coding region runs from base 247 to 918 and encodes 223 amino acids. Gene Ontology annotation, cellular component: membrane; cytoplasm; cytosol. Lineage: Eukaryota; Metazoa; Chordata; Actinopteri; Salmoniformes; Salmonidae. Gene Ontology annotation, molecular function: Rho GDP-dissociation inhibitor activity; protein binding. The record is from RefSeq and is a predicted model, not a curated record. Gene Ontology annotation, biological process: Rho protein signal transduction. The transcript is spliced from 6 exons.
UCUCAUCCCCACCCACACCCAAGGAUUCUCCCUCUCCCUCUCCUCUAUAUCUCUCUCUCUCUCUCUCUGUCGAUCUCUGUCUUUUUAGGAGAAGAAGGGAUGCUUGUUUGAUUCCUCUUAUUGAACGGACUCUUUUUGAUGCUGUAGACUUUAAACCCUUUGUGUGCUGGUUACUUUGCCCUACCUGUGGAGGAUCCUGGUAGUCAGCCAGCCUCUGGAGCGUGUGUAGCCCCAGCCGCAGCCACCAUGCUGGGCUUGGAUGUGUGUGAGUUUGGGGGUCAGGUUCUGGAGCUUCUCUGGCUAACCAUGUGCUACCAAGGUUUGAUGGCGGAUAAGGAGGAGAAGCCUGUGGGAGAGGAGGAGGACGAGACAGACCUGAACUACACUCCUCCGGCCCAGAAGACCCUGCAGGAGAUACAGGAACUAGACAAGGAUGAUGAGAGUCUCAGGAAAUACAAACAGACUCUACUAGGAGCUGGACCAGUGGUGGGAGACCCGACCAUUCCCAAUGUCCAGGUCACCAGACUGACCCUGAUGUGUGACCAAGCACCUGGUCCUAUCACCAUGGACCUCUCAGGUGACGUGGAGGCUCUGAAGAAGAAGAGUUUCACCAUGAAGGAAGGAGUGGACUACAGAGUGAAGAUACACUUCAAGGUUAACAGGGAUAUUGUGUCUGGACUGAAGUACGUCCAUCUGACCUACAGGAAAGGACUCAGAGUGGACAAGGCGGUGUACAUGGUGGGCAGCUACGGGCCGCGGGUGGAGGAGCACGAGUUCAUGACCCCGGUGGAGGAGGCGCCCAAAGGCAUGAUUGUCCGAGGCAGCUACCACAUCAAGUCCCACUUCACCGACGACGACAAGACCGACCACCUCUCCUGGGAGUGGAACCUGGGGAUCAAGAAGGACUGGGACGAAUAGAGAAGAGCCUAAUUCUUCUCUCCCUCCUCACCUCUCCCUGUGUCUCCUCCUCCUUCCCUCUCCCUGUGUCUCUCCCUCCUUCCCUCUC